AUGUCGCAACCUAACUCGGAGGACAGCACGAUGCUCAUCGAGGACCAGCAGAACGGCAGCAACAUUCACGAACCAUCCCUGGGCCAAGCACAGCCAGCAUUUGUGCAGGCUCGGCAGCGACGAAAGAUUGCAGAACUAGAGGGGAAACUAGAGGCUCUCGAAUCGGGACGUACAGGAAAAGAAAGGUCUGGUCACCAUUGGAAAACGAACUACUAUCUGGCUCAAGGAAGAGGCUUCAGGCGUGUCGUCGCUUUGUUCGACAGUAUCGAGGACCUUGUCUCUGAAAACGACAGAAGAUACGAUGACAUCGACGACGAGGAUGCUACUUUCGAUCAAGAGCGGCUGCUAACAGGGUACAACAUCCUUACGAGAACUUUACCCUGGCUUCUAAAGACGACUUCUGGUAUGGAGCACGAUGAUUAUACACGCAUGCUAAAAACGGGUGCUGAUAGUGCCCGAGGAGAUGAUACCGCGAAACUCAAGGCUCUUGUUGCAGACUGGGUCAAUCGAGAAUUCAAGCCAAAUCCCCCAUUAGAUUCCGACAACAAACAUUGCCGAGGCUUCAUCAGUGAUGUAUGUGGUGGUCUACUCUGCCCGGCCGAGCUCGAUUGGUACAAUCCUGCAUAA
This is a messenger RNA of Suillus plorans, 627 nucleotides long. RefSeq lists its product as uncharacterized. NCBI's taxonomy places the organism in Eukaryota, Fungi, Basidiomycota, Agaricomycetes, Boletales, Suillaceae. The transcript has 4 exons. The coding region runs from base 1 to 627 and encodes 208 amino acids. The record is from RefSeq and is a predicted model, not a curated record.